Messenger RNA from Rotaria sp. Silwood1, 388 nucleotides. The record is from the annotation of a GenBank genome assembly. NCBI's taxonomy places the organism in Eukaryota, Metazoa, Rotifera, Eurotatoria, Philodinida, Philodinidae.
AUGCGAGUCGAAGAUCGCGGUUCACAUUUUAAUCUCAUAGAGAUUGUGCUAACAGCAUUUUGUUGUUUUAGUUUCGAAACAUUUGAAAUAAAUAGUUUUGAACAAUUUUGUAUAAAUUAUGCAAAUGAAAAAUUACAACAAGAAUUUUGUCAACAUGUUUUUAAACUUGAACAAGAAGAAUAUAUGAAAGAAGAAAUAACAUGGUCAUUUAUACAAUUUUAUGAUAAUCAACCAUGUAUUGAUUUAAUUGAAAAUAAAUUAGGAAUUUUAGAUUUAUUAGAUGAAGAAUGCAAAGUUUGUUCUUUUUUUUAUUUUUAUAAAGUAAAACAAAAUUGUUGAAAUAGAGGGUGGGUGUGGGUGUGGGUGUGGGUGUGGGUGUGGGUGUGGG